Molecule: messenger RNA, 3043 nt
Organism: Rhododendron vialii
Lineage: Eukaryota; Viridiplantae; Streptophyta; Magnoliopsida; Ericales; Ericaceae
Exons: 4
Coding region: 481-2757 (758 amino acids)
Molecular function (GO): zinc ion binding
Source: RefSeq, a predicted model, not a curated record
CUCUCUCUCUCUCUUACCGCCAAAAUCAAAAACUCUAUUUUUCUCUCCUCUUGAUAUAGAUACAUAUACAACACACUCAUAUUAUAUAUACAACACUUUGCAAACCCUAAUUGUUUAUUUUGAAGUCUUUCUUGACCAUGGACCUAACAAUCUGUUCUGUUUUCUCUCUAUUUUGCAGGUUUUCUUCAAUCAAAGCUGAGAUCUUUGGUACCUCGUAUCUUAUGCUUUCGAAAUUAGGGAUUUUUGUGGUUGCUCUUCCAGAUGUUUCUCGGAAUCAUUAUUCUACAACUAAAAGCAUACGGCCAAUUCAAAGUUCGUUGUCUCCUGCAAAUACCCUGAUUUGAUAAGUGAGGAUUCAGGUAACUAUGUGUUUUUGUGUUCUGAUGACAAGUUCUACGGUAUUUGUUUAGUAAACCAGAGUCUGCAGCUAGUAUUUCAAGGUCAGAAGGUUUGUGCUUGUGAUAUUUGAGUGCAUUAAUUAUGGAGAACCAGGAUAUGGUUCUCGGGCAAAGACGUGAUUUAUUGGUGGCACAGAACCAACAUUUGGGUAUAAGACAUAAUGUGAUCAUUGGACAGGGUCAUGAUUUAGGGCUUGGAAAGACUGAUGACCAUGAUCUGGGUAUAGUUGAUGCAGAUGAUCAAGAAUUAGAGCUAGGUCAGGCCCAUGACCGUAAAAUGGUUCUGCGGCAUACCAAUGGUCAUAGCAAUGAGCAUGAGAGCAGAUAUGAACAAAGCCAUGACAAAGGAAUAAAUCAGGGCAAUGGUGAUAACUCUAGUCCUAAUGAAGAUGAUACCGAACUUGAUACCUGUGAUCAUCAGAUGGAUCUCGCUUCCCAGAAUCACGAAUUCGGGUUAUUGGAGAAUAAUAAUCAAUUGACUGUUAUUGACAGCAAUGAAAUGGAUGACUUAGAGCUUAGUCAAGACAUGAGUAUUGUAGCUGCCCCAGAUAUGUCCGUUCACCAGGGACACCUGGUCGCAACACCUGUCCUCCAAUCGAGAACUUUGAUGCCAGCUCCAACACAUGAAUUGACCGUUGGGCUAGAGUUUUCUGAUGUCAAGAGUUGUCGGAGGGCACUGAGAGACACUGCAAUCGCGCUUCACUUUGAGAUACAGACUGUGAAAUCUGACAAGACCCGUUUUACUGCCAAAUGCGCAAGUGAAGGGUGUCCUUGGCGGAUUCACGCCGCGAAGCUUCCAGGUGUUCCUACCUUCACUAUCAGGACUAUUCACGACCAACACACUUGUGGUGGAAUCACCCAUUUGGGCCAUCAACAGGCUUCAGUCCAGUGGGUCGCGAGUUCUGUGGAACAAAGCCUUAGGGAAAACCCACAUUACAAGCCAAAGGAGAUAUUGGAGGAGAUUCAUCGGGUUCAUGGUAUCACAUUAUCAUACAAGCAAGCCUGGAGAGGGAAGGAGAGGAUCAUGGCUGCCGUUCGUGGGUCAUUUGAAGAAGACUACCGUAUCCUUCCUCAGUAUUGUAACCAGAUUAGACGGACAAAUCCAGGCAGUAUCGCUUCAGUUUAUGUGAAUCCAGCGGAUAACUGCUUCCAACGUCUGUUUAUUUCGUUUCAAGCAUCAAUCUAUGGAUUCUUGAAUGCAUGUCGCCCGCUAAUUGGGCUAGAUAGAACCGUCCUGAAAAGCAAGUACCUUGGAACGUUGUUUUUCGCCACUGGUUUUGACGGGGAUGGUUCCUUAUUUCCUUUGGUGUUUGGUGUAGUGGACGAGGAAAACGAUGACAACUGGAUGUGGUUCCUUUCUGAGCUUCACAACCUGCUUGAGAACAACACUGAAAACAUGCCUAGGCUUACAAUCUUAUCAGACAGACAGAAGGGCAUCGUAGAAGGGGUGGAAGCAAACUUCCCUUCUGCCUUCCACGGGUUCUGCUUGCACCACCUCAGCGAAAGCUUCCGGAAGGAGUUCAAUAAUAGCAUACUCGUCAACCUCCUCUGGGAAGCUGCCAAUGCCCUCACAGUGAUCGAUUUCGAAGCAAAAGUCCUCGAAAUCGAGGAUGUAUCGCAGGAGGCAGCGUACUGGAUCCGAAGGGUUCCACCUCGGUUGUGGGCGACAGCCUACUUCGAGGGGACCCGGUUCGGGAAUCUAACCGCUAACAUAAUAGAAUUAUUGAAUUCGUGGAUACUCGAAGCCUCCGCGCUUCCAAUAAUCCAAAUGAUGGAGUCUAUCCGCCGGCAGUUAAUGACUUGGUUCAACGAGCGAAGGGAAACAAGUAUGCAGUGGGCAUCAAUACUCGUGCCUUCCGCUGAAAGACGCGUGUCAGAGGCACUCGAGCGGGCUCGGACCUAUCAGGUGCUCCGAGCAAACGAAGCAGAAUUCGAAGUUAUAUCCCACGAGGGAACAAAUGUGGUUGACAUCAGAAAUCGUUGUUGUUCGUGUAGAGGGUGGCAGCUUUACGGCCUACCUUGUGCUCAUGCCGUGGCAGCCCUACUUUCGUGCCGGCAGAAUGUGCAUCGGUUCACGGAGAGUUGUUUUACGGUGGCAACAUAUCGGAAAGCGUAUUCUCAGACGAUACACCCGGUUCCGGAUAGGACCCUUUGGAAGGAGACACUAGAUGGUGGGUUGCAGAGCGAAAGCGACGGGUCUGAUGCAAUCGUGAACCCGCCAAAGUCGCUUCGGCCUCCAGCUCGACCCCGGAAAAGGCGAGCUCGGACAGAAGAGAAGGGGAGAGCAAAACGGGUCGUCCGUUGCAGCCGUUGUAAUCAAACUGGCCAUUUCAGAACCACCUGUGCAGCACCCAUAUAGAUCGUUUUAUCUUUAACUUAGGCUAUUUCUAGGUAUUCUUCUAUAUCUUUUUAGUUACUUGUAUUCCUUGUUUUUCCCUGAAUGUGAGGAACGGAGGCAUCAGUGUACUGCAUAUUGUCCGGUGUUUUUGUUGUUGUUUUGUUCCGUUUUUUUGGCGCCAUUUUUCUGAGUCGAGGGUCUUGGACUGUUGAAUCUUGACAAGAUUUGCGCUGAACAUUCCUAGUUCCCUGCAUUCGACAUCAUUUUCACCUGAAAUUGAGCGCACGCUGAACAUUCCUGGUUCCCA